UUUCAUCAUUAUCACACAGUGUUUCAUUUCACCAUUAGCAUCCUCUGUUUCUGAGCUUCUGUGUUAUUCCUUCUUCUUGUAUAUUUAUAUAGAACCUACAAUUAAGCUCAUAUCUUGAUAUAUAUAUACAUACACACAUAUAUAUAUAUAUAUAUAUAUAAAACAAGCUGAUCUUGGUUCUUCUGGGCUAUCCUUUUUCUUUAUUUGAUCAAAUUCAGGAAAAUAAAGAUUUAGAACAAGAACAAGAAACAUUGACUCAAGAAGCUUCCUUUAUCUGUUGUUGGUUCGGUGAUGAUGGGUAGAUUACAAGAGAGACUUUAUGCGUUUAUUAAUAAUAGAUGGCUGGUUUUUGUAGCUGCAAUGUGGAUACAGUCUUGUGCAGGAGUUGGGUAUUUAUUUGGUAGUAUAUCACCUGUUAUAAAGAGUUCUUUGAAUUAUAAUCAAAGGCAGCUUGCUAGUUUGGGUGUGGCUAAGGAUCUUGGUGAUAGUGUUGGGUUCUUAGCUGGCAGUUUAUCUGAAAUCUUGCCUUUAUGGGGUGCUUUAUUGGUUGGUGCUUUGCAGAAUCUUGUUGGGUAUGGCUGGGUUUGGCUUGUUGUUACUGGCAAAGCUCCAGUUUUGCCUUUGUGGGUUAUGUGCAUUCUUAUAUUCGUGGGGAACAAUGGUGAAACUUACUUCAAUACAGCUGCUCUGGUUUCUUGUGUGCAAAACUUUCCUAAAAGCCGGGGUCCUGUAGUUGGAAUACUCAAAGGCUUUGCUGGCUUAAGUGGUGCAAUUUUGACCCAAAUAUAUACAAUGAUCCAUUCCCCCAAUCACGCAUCUCUCAUAUUUAUGGUUGCAGUAGGGCCAGCAAUGGUAGUUGUCACUCUAAUGUUCAUUAUAAGACCUGUGGGAGGUCACAGACAAGUUAGACCAUCUGAUGGCACCAGCUUUACAUUUGUAUACAGUGUAUGCCUUCUAUUGGCUGCCUAUCUAAUGGGGGUUAUGCUGCUUGAAGACCUUGUUGAUCUGAGCCACACUUUAAUUAUUGUUUUUACAGUGGUUUUAUUUGUUCUCCUUUUGCUCCCUAUUGUGAUUCCUAUUUGGUUGAGCUUUUUCCAUGAACCUAGAGAUCCGGCAGAAGAAACUCUUCUACCUGAGUCAGAGAAACAAGAGGCUGGAAAAUCUGAACAAGAUGGUCAUGAGGUAAUACUUAGUGAGGUGGAAGAUGAGAAACCCAAGGAAGUAGACCUGCUUCCAGCAUCAGAGAGGAAAAAACGAAUUGCACAGUUGCAGACAAAACUAUUCCAAGCAGCUGCAGAAGGAGCAGUAAGGAUCAAAAGGAGAAGAGGUCCACACAGAGGCGAGGAUUUCACCUUGAUGCAGGCAUUGAUCAAGGCAGAUUUUUGGCUUAUUUUUGUCUCACUUUUAUUAGGAUCAGGAUCUGGGUUGACCGUCAUUGAUAACCUUGGUCAAAUGAGCCAGUCUCUAGGUUAUGAUAAUACACAUAUAUUUGUGUCCAUGAUCAGCAUUUGGAACUUUCUUGGUCGUGUUGGUGGGGGUUAUUUCUCUGAGAUUAUUGUGAGGGACUAUGCUUACCCAAGGCCAAUUGCAAUGGCUGUUGCCCAAUUUGUUAUGGCAAUUGGGCAUGUAUUCUUUGCUUUUGACUGGCCUGGCACAAUGUACAUCGGGACUUUACUAAUUGGCCUUGGCUAUGGGGCUCAUUGGGCAAUUGUGCCUGCUGCUGCAUCUGAGUUGUUUGGAUUGAAAAAGUUCGGGGCUCUGUACAAUUUCCUCACUCUAGCCAAUCCUGCAGGUUCACUCGUCUUCUCUGGUCUAAUUGCCAGUAGAAUAUACGACCGAGAAGCGGAAAGGCAAGCUCAUGAGCACCAUAUGCGGACUGCAGGAUCACUCUUUUCAGGCUUAUUUGGUCCGGAUGAGCCACUGAAGUGUGAAGGUGCUGUAUGCUAUUUCCUUACUUCCAUGAUUAUGUCAGGAUUUUGCAUUAUUGCAGUCAUAUUAAGCCUGAUUCUUGUGCAUCGGACAAAGAUUGUCUAUGCAAACCUCUACGGCAAAUCUCGAACUUGACUCUUGGAAGAGAACUCGAUCAAGCUUUGUACCUAGACUACUACAUCCAUUUUAUGGUGGUGUUUGUAUACUCCAAGCAAGCUUUUUGUGACUUCCUCAUGUUUAUGAGAACACACGUUGUAUUGCUAGAAAGACAGCAGAAAAGGCCUACUCCAGAGCAGUUCUCCUAUGAAGUCCCCAAUCUUUUUCCAUUUUUUUGUUAUAAUUAUAUUGUUUUUUUACCUGGAUGCAACCAUUUACCUUUGGGUGAUCAUUAUGCUUUGGCAUGUUCGAAGUGUUGUAGAUUUUUCUCUUGUUCAAUCAAUUAAUGAUUCUCUUCAUGAUUUUCUUCA
Molecule: messenger RNA, 2396 nt
Organism: Ricinus communis (castor bean)
Lineage: Eukaryota; Viridiplantae; Streptophyta; Magnoliopsida; Malpighiales; Euphorbiaceae
Product: protein NUCLEAR FUSION DEFECTIVE 4
Exons: 3
Coding region: 292-2064 (590 amino acids)
Cellular component (GO): membrane
Source: RefSeq, a predicted model, not a curated record